AUGUAUAGCAUAAAGACUUGUAUAAAAUCAAUUAUUGAAUUUCAUAAAUUAAAGAGCAUUAGUCAAAUAUCUCAGAGGCAUAUAAAAAGACAUAUUCGACCAACUUUAAUUGAAUUAACAAAGCGUAAAAGAAAGUUAAAAGAAACAUUUUCAAAUCCACGAAAUGAGUAUCUGGAAUGGAAUUGGAAUGCUGAAUUAUUUGCAUUUAAUAGUAGACUGACAGAAAAGUUUGAUUUAGAACUAUUGAAACAAGCAUUUACGCACAGAUCAUACAUUAUUAAUGAAACAGAAAAACAGAAGCAAGUUGGAAUUGAAAAUCCAAUAUUGGAUCUAGUAGAUAAUACAGAAUUUAUAAUAGAGGGAGAGCAAAUAGUACCUUUAAUUAUUGAAAAUUAUUUAAGCCAUGCUUUACCACUUGCUCCGCAAGAAUGUAUUUAUGCUUUAAAAAAUUAUCUUCUUUCUACUGAAAUUCUUGCUAAAACAUCUUCAUGCAUUGGAGUUAAGGAUUUAAUUUUAUCUAUGGAAAGACAUCCGACUGAAGAAACACUGGCUAAGACAUUUUAUGCAUUAAUAUCAGCUUUAAAUCGCAGUGUAAAUUUAGAGCACGCGAGUCUUUUUGUUCGUGACAUUCUAAUAUCAUUAUUAGUAGAGAAAGAUUUAACUGAAAUAUGGUGUGUAGAAGAUCCAAUCAGCAUUUUAAAUGAUAUACUUAGUAGAGAGAAUAAGGAACUUGCAGAACCAAGAAUAAUUGCUCAAACGGGAAUAAACACACUUUUAUCAGUUUAUCAAAUUGCUGUUUAUUCUAACAAAAAAUUCUUAGGCUCUGGAAUUGGUGAAACAAUUGAAGAAGCUAAAAAUAUGGCAGCACUUAAUACGCUUCAUAAGAUGUUUGGUCUACUGGAUUCUAGUAAACCGAUAAGAUGUAAUUUGAAAAUAGAUGAUUCUGGUUCAAAAAAUUUACCACUUACAGAAUGGAGAAGUCAAAAUGCUUAAAAUAUAUAAUGCUGUAUCAGAAAAUUUUUUUGAAUAGUUACAAAAUAAG
This is a messenger RNA of Ceratosolen solmsi marchali, 1042 nucleotides long. It is a transcript of the gene mRpL44, whose product is annotated as mitochondrial ribosomal protein L44. Gene Ontology annotation, biological process: RNA processing. The record is from RefSeq and is a predicted model, not a curated record. Gene Ontology annotation, molecular function: double-stranded RNA binding; ribonuclease III activity. The transcript is spliced from 5 exons. Bases 1 to 993 code for a protein of 330 amino acids. NCBI's taxonomy places the organism in Eukaryota, Metazoa, Arthropoda, Insecta, Hymenoptera, Agaonidae.